UGGAGAAGUUUAUAAUUGGACACGUGUCCCCCCCACCCUCUCCACCCAUCCACCCCCGUCUUUUGUCAUUUGGAGAUCAACUGAUUUCUUUGUAAUGCGUUUUUAAAGCAAAGAACGAUCCACGAGGAGGGGUAAAGUGUUCUUAAGAGCUCCCUUUCAGCCUUUAGAAUUAGCCGGAGCGACCCGCAGAGAAUCAUAGAGGCCCUGGAAGUAUUUAAUCCAGGAGACGUGUCUGCGAUGCUGCCACACACAGCAGGAGAGACUGGGGCGCGUGCAGGUCAGCUCAUUCAAACCCGUGCGCUCUGCUGUCUCACUCCACUCUGACCAUCAGCCCUGCACAUCUUACUUCGUUUUCCCUUUAGUUUUUAUUUAGUUUUUAAAUAUGGAGGACAUUCUCUUUGACUUCGACCACGAUGGAACCACGGAUGUUGCGUUUUGGGGACAGAUGGACCAGAACUUCCAGUUCCAGACCCAGCUGGACACCUUCCUGCUGGACUGCACGGCAGCCACAGGCCAGAUGUCCCCCUGGUCCUCUUUCGGCGGCCCCCCCAUGUUCCCGGACUCCCAGCUGACCUUCACCGACCUCGAAGUGCAGUCCCCGGGGGAGGACGCCAGCGCCGAGGGGGAGAGCUCCUGCGCCGACGAGCCCCUGGAGAUGAGCGAGCUCAGGGGACAUCGGAUGCUGUCCCAUCCGCCCUACAAGGUGCAGCGGCACGCCGCCAACAUCCGGGAGAGGAAGAGGAUGCUCAGCAUCAAUUCAGCCUUUGAGGAGCUGCGCUGCCACGUGCCGACGUUUCCCUACGAGAAGCGGCUUUCGAAGAUAGACACGCUGAGACUGGCCAUCGCCUACAUCGCCCUGCUGAGAGAGAUCCUCAUGUCGGGCUGCGACCCCAAGUCCUACGUGGACGAGUGCAUGAAGAAUGGCUACAAGAACCACACGAACGCCAUCUGGAACACGAGUGACCUGACAGCCCGCCUCUCUUGGAUAAAGUGGGAUUAAGUGAAGAACAUGGGGCGCCCCGUGUGUGGAGAUGUCGGCGUGGAGGUGGUUUUGGAUUUGUUCCUCCCUCUUCUCCCUCUACACGUCAAAGACAGGCGGCCCCGGCACGACAGAGCCCGUCGGGCGACAUCUGCAGACUUCUCACCGGGUCGCACACCUCGGGCUUUAUCAAACCCCGUCUCCUCCCUCGUCCUCUGCGCCUUUUAAUAUUCUAAUUCACUGUUGACUGGUAAUUGAGAGCCAUUGUUUCUGGGGCUGGGGAGGGAGAGAGAGGCCUGGCAUUGUUUGCCCAAAUGGAUGGCACUUGUGACACAGAGAGAGAGAGAGAGAGAGAGAGAGAGAGAGAGAGAGAGAGGGGCACACUGGCAUGAGACUGAAUGGACGUCCCACUAGGGCUCAUACUUCUGCAUGCGGCCCUGAAGUGUUUUGUAGAGUCGAUGUGUUAAAAAGAGCCUUUUCCAUGUAAAUGAGACGACGGGCGUGAGAAGCAGAUUGGUGCAGUGGCUCCUGCCUGUCAGGUGCUGCUUCCAGAGACGGCAGGAAGGUUAAUUGUGUACUGUUUGUUUUCAUAUGAAACCUCUAUCAUCUGCUUUAUUUAUUUAUGUAUUUAUUUAUGUAUUUAUUUAUUUAUUUACUUGUUUUUAAUUAUUUCUUAUUUAUAAUUUGAUAAAUUAAACUUCUGCUGCUUUUUAGUGCAUCUUACAACAAACUGUGUUAAUUUAUUGUUCUGUUAUUUAAAUGAGAAACAGUGGAUGUGAUUUACUGUUUAUUUGAAGCUCCUCUGAGCCAUGUGACAUGUGUCUGUAAAUCACCACAGUUGAGGGAUUUUAUGUAAUUUAAUCUUAAAUCAAGAGCAUGAAAAACAACCUGCAUCUCUCCCACAGCUGUUUUGUAUCUGUGGUCGUUACCUAUUCACGUCUUUAAUGAGAAACUCAAGCUCCUAUAUGCACAUCGUUGACUAACUUUGCCUGAUUAAUGUUCCUCCGGGAGAUUUGAAUAUAUAUUUACAUUCAUAGCACACAAAUGAAUGAAUGUAGUCGGCACGUCAGGACACUGGGUCCAGCUAGACUGACGUGGGAUCAGCUUUAUCCCUCAAGCUGCUGCUACGACAUGAUGGACAGACGUCGUGCCGACCAUCAAGGUCACUGGUCCCAUGGAAUCCCUGUUCAUUCAACUAUGUUACACAUAUUUAUGUGUGAGCGGACGGAUAACAGGCCAUGAAGACACAUUAUGGACAAAUGUUUCAUGAUGUUCUGAAAUCAGUGUUCAUCAGCAGUGUCAUGUGCUUAAAGUAUCAACAAUA
Platichthys flesus (European flounder) is the source of this 2303-nucleotide messenger RNA. Its product is annotated as pancreas transcription factor 1 subunit alpha. Lineage: Eukaryota; Metazoa; Chordata; Actinopteri; Pleuronectiformes; Pleuronectidae. Gene Ontology annotation, molecular function: RNA polymerase II transcription regulatory region sequence-specific DNA binding; DNA-binding transcription factor activity, RNA polymerase II-specific; protein dimerization activity. The record is from RefSeq and is a predicted model, not a curated record. The transcript is spliced from 2 exons. Gene Ontology annotation, biological process: developmental process; regulation of transcription by RNA polymerase II. Bases 383 to 1000 code for a protein of 205 amino acids.